Molecule: messenger RNA, 1119 nt
Organism: Closterium sp. NIES-65
Lineage: Eukaryota; Viridiplantae; Streptophyta; Zygnematophyceae; Desmidiales; Closteriaceae
Source: the annotation of a GenBank genome assembly
AUGGGCAUGGCAUUCAUGGUGGCGCAUGGCAUUCAUGGUGGCGCAUGGCAUUCAUGGUGGCGCAUGGCAUUCAUGGUGGCGCAUGGCAUUCAUGGUGGCGCAUGGCAUUCAUGGUGGCGCCUGGCAUUCAUGGUGGCGCAUGGCAUGGUGGCGAUUGGCAUGGUGGCGCAUGGCAUGGUGGCGCUUGGCAUGGUGGCGCUUGGCAUGGUGGCGCUUGGCAUGGUGGCGCUUGGCAUGGUGGCGCAUGGCAUGGUGGCGCAUGGCAUGGUGGCGCAUGGAAUGGUGGCGCUUGGCAUGGUGGCGCUUGGCAUGGUGGCGCUUGGCAUGGUGGAGCAUGGCAUGGUGGCGCAUGGAAUGGUGGCGCUUGGCAUGGUGCCGCUUGGCAUGGUGGCGCUUGGCAUGGUGGCGCUUGGCAUGGUGGCGCUUGGCAUGGUGGCGCUUGGCAUGGUGGCACUUGGCAUGGUGGCGCUUGGCAUGGUGGCGCUUGGCAUGGUGGCGCUUGGCAUGGGGCACCACUACCAUUGCAGCCAUCUUGAGUGUGGUGACAAGACUGUGCCCAAGAACAACCUUUUGCACCAUUCUCCGCUCUCAUGGAUGAUCACCCCUCCUUUCCUCUCAUGGAUGAUCACCCCUCCUUUCCUCUCAUGGAUGAUCACCCCUCCUUUCCUCUCAUGGAUGAUCACCCCUCCUUUCCUCUCAUGGAUGAUCACCCCUCCUUUCCUCUCAUGGAUGAUCACCCCUCCUUUCCUCUCAUGGAUGAUCACCCCUCCUUUCCUCUCAUGGAUGAUCACCCCUCCUUUCCUCUCAUGGAUGAUCACCCCUCCUUUCCUCUCAUGGAUGAUCACCCCUCCUUUCCUCUCAUGGAUGAUCACCCCUCCUUUCCUCUCAUGGAUGAUCACCCCUCCUUUCCUCUCAUGGAUGAUCACCCCUCCUUUCCUCUCAUGGAUGAUCACCCCUCCUUUCCUCUCAUGGAUGAUCACCCCUCCUUUCCUCUCAUGGAUGAUCACCCCUCCUUUCCUCUCAUGGAUGAUCACCCCUCCUUUCCUCUCAUGGAUGAUCACCCCUCCUUUCCUCGCACGUACAGCAACAACCCGGCCUCACCUCACCUGCCGCGAGUAA